Messenger RNA from Entamoeba dispar SAW760, 954 nucleotides. RefSeq names its product cathepsin H precursor, putative. The record is from RefSeq and is a predicted model, not a curated record. Gene Ontology annotation, biological process: immune response. Bases 1 to 954 code for a protein of 317 amino acids. NCBI's taxonomy places the organism in Eukaryota, Evosea, Mastigamoebida, Endamoebidae. Gene Ontology annotation, cellular component: lysosome. Gene Ontology annotation, molecular function: cysteine-type endopeptidase activity. The transcript has a single exon.
AUGCUGUUUAUUUUAUUAUUUACUCUUUCAUUUGCUUUUACAUUUGAUGAUUGGAUUAGAAAAUAUCAAUACAAUAAAAUGAACAUUGAAUUUGAAUUAAGAAAAUCUAUUUUUGAAGAAACAACAAAAAAGAUAAAACAACUUCAAAACAAAGGAUAUUUAAGUAUUUCAAAUGACUCUCCUUUUUCAGUUUUUACUGAAGAAGAAAUUGACAAAAUGAUUAACUCAGAAACAUUUUCAUUACCACAACUACGUCAAAAAAGAUUAAAAACUAAUAAAAAAACAAUUCAAUUAAUUAACGAGUUUGAUUGGAGAAAUUCAGGAAUUAUUACUCCAAUUAAAUCAAGUGGCACAAGAUAUUUUGAAGCAACAAUUGAUGGUAUUGAAUCAGCAAUUCUUUUAGAGAAAAAAGGGAUGUAUACAAAUGAGACAUUAAAACUGUCAGUACAACAAUUAGUUGACUGUCAAGAUGAGUUUUUUGGAAAAAAGUUAGGUAGAACAAAUCCAUGUUUUAUUUAUUUACAAAGAUUUGGAUUUAUGAAAGAAGAAGAUUAUCCUGAAACUUCAGAAAAAGGAGUUUGUCAAUAUAACUCAUCUAGAGUUUUUGGUAAAGUAAAUAAAAGAAGAUAUUUAAGUGUUUUUAAUGAUGAAGAAUUAAUAGAAAUGAUUAAACAAACACCAAUAAUAGUUAAUAUUGAUAUGCCAUCAACAAUGCCAUAUUAUGAUGGAGAAGGAAUAUUUGAAAAUGUAGAAGAAUGUAGUCAAUCAUUACCAAGAAUUGGACUAUUAUUAAUUGGGUAUGGAAAAACAAUAAAUGGAGUACCAUAUUGGAUAUUAAAAAAUUGUUGGGGACCUUCAUGGGGUUCAAAUGGAUAUUUAUAUUUAAAAAGAAAUAAAAAUGUAUGUGGAAUUUAUUCAUAUGGAACAUAUAUAGAAAGUAUAACACUUUAUUAA